UCUAUAUGUGUAGGUGGAAAAAUGAAGAUGGCUGACUUUGUGAAACAAAUGCAGUGUUUUUGUAAAUAAUAAACCCAUUGAUGGUGUGUCUAUGAAAAUUUUCAACUUACAUUUGAUUCGAAAUUGAAAACAAUGAUCACUAAUAGAUCUUGUUGAUUGACAAUUUUGUCCCAGGAGAAUUGCCGUAUAAGUAAUAUUUUUCCAUUGUUUUCGUAAAGACAUUAAAACGCGUUAGACGCUUGUAUAUGGUUGAAACGAAGAACGUAUGAAAAAUUGUUUGGAAGUGAACGAAGAACAUAAAUGAAUUUAUGAUGCUUCUUGAUGAGCAGGUGAACCUGCGAGAAUUAAGACGUAAACACGAUCAUUGUUAUUAAUUCCUCAUACACUUGACUCUACUUGCAAACAUCAUAUUGCGGUACGACUGAAGCUGGAUCGCAGUAUGAAGGAGAUGCUUGGAGGAUGCUGUGUGUGUUCUGAUGAAAGGGGUUGGACUGAAAAUCCAUUAGUGUAUUGCGAUGGCCAAGGGUGUACAGUCGCUGUUCACCAGGCUUGCUAUGGUAUUGUUACUGUUCCUACUGGACCUUGGUAUUGCAGAAAAUGUGAAUCGCAAGAGCGCAGUGCACGUGUGCGCUGUGAACUAUGUCCAAGUAGAGAUGGAGCUCUUAAGAGGACAGAUCAAGCUGGUUGGGCUCAUGUAGUAUGUGCUUUGUACAUCCCUGAAGUUCGAUUUGGUAACGUUACAACGAUGGAGCCCAUUAUUCUUCAACUCAUUCCUUCAGAAAGAUUCAAUAAGACAUGUUAUAUCUGCGAAGAACAAGGAAGAGGUAGUAGAGCAAAUGUUGGAGCCUGCAUGCAAUGUAAUAAAGCUGGAUGUAGACAGCAAUUUCAUGUUACUUGUGCCCAGGGUCUUGGAUUAUUAUGCGAAGAAGCGGGAAAUUAUCUUGAUAAUGUGAAAUAUUGCGGUUAUUGUCAACACCACUAUUCAAAAUUGAAAAAGGGAGGAAAUGUCAAAACUAUUCCCCCAUAUAAACCAAUACCAGCGGAUAAUGGAUCAUCAGAUUCAUCACCUGAAAAAGAAUCUGAAGCGCCAAUUAAGUCGUCGUCAAGCAAUGCCAAACGAAAAAAUUCAAAUUCAAAGUCAGGCGCUUCUAUUAAAAACAAAAAUAUGAGUCCCAGUGUUGAACUUAAUGGAGUUGCGGAUGAAAGAAGUAGUAGUGGAAGAAAUACACCAAAAGAAAAUGCUGCAAAUUCAAGUAAAUUUACAACUUCGAAUUUUGUGGAGACUAUUGUAACUCAGUCGGAAAGUGUGUUUGGUCAUGAAAGUACUGGUAUUCCUACUACCGCUGCUUCAUUUUCUUCGACAACGAUUUCUAAAUCAGCGUCAAAUUCAAGUCUUAUUCAGAAAAAUGUUAGUCAGUCAAAGUCUGGUACUUCGACAUUUAAUAAGACAUCUAAUCAUACUAGUAAAAAAAGAAAAACCGGAGCACGAACUCCAACAGCUUUAAGUAAUGAAAAUUCUAAUCAAUCUGUCAAUUCAGAUACCAGUGGAUCUUUGGUAGUCACUACCAAUGCUAUUGUUCAACAGGUUAACAAUAGUAAUAUUGUUCAAACAACUCUUGCUGAAACUACAAAUUUAAAUACAAUAUCGGAAUCUGAGCAAACGAAAAAGUUAAAAGCUGACAGCCCGUUAAUAAUGGCUAACGCAGUUCUACCAGCAGAAGAAACAACUACUACUCCUGUAAUUAUGUCAAUAACACAAAAUCAGUUGCCGAUUGCUGCUCAGUCAUUAAGCACUUCGUCGAAUAGUAUAGUUGUUUCUGUUCCAUUGACAGCAACAUCUCUUCCUAAUACUGUACAAAGUACAAUAACCAGUGCAUCUACCUUAUAUCAACAAUUACAACAAAGUAUGAUCACAUCGGCAGCGAAUGCUGAUGGGAAAACCAGUGUAAUACCCAAUAGCGACCAAUACUCCGUGGAGGAAACGCCAUCUAAACGAUCUCGAUCUCAAUCGUCGGAGAAGCAAGAAAAAUUACGUAAACCAAAGCGAGGUUCUACAAGUAGUCAGCCAGUAACAACAACGGUACCACCAACAGCUCUUCCUCAAAUAGUUUCAUCAGUAUCAUCUUUAUCUAAUAUUACAGUCGUGACAACGACGAAGCGCACCAGUAGAAAUAACCAUCAAACACCACCACCGUCAGCGGCGGUGGCUCCUAUACCAUCAAUAAUACAAGGUCCCACGCUGGGUACUGGUCACUUUAGCAGCGUGGGAACAGGUUCUGGUGGCAUCAUGGGACCUACUGUUAAGGAUUCACCACCCAGUAGUCCUGGUUCUGAAAGUAUGAGCAGCAAUGGUCCAGGAAGAAGAAAACGAAAGGGUGCAGGAACUUCUUCCACAACCCCAACACCAUCAGCAUCUAAUACACCAACUCUUGCUAAUCACACAAAAGAAGAAAAGGAAAUAAAGUUAUUUCAAAACGGAGUCAGUGCUCCACACAUGCUGGGGAACCAAUUAAAUCCCACCUCUACAAUGGCACAAAAGAUGUCUGACACGCUCUCGCAAGAAUUGGAAGCCCACUCCAUUUUUACAGAAGCAAAUAAUUCGACUACUAAUCUAAUUGGACCACAACUACACAGUCGAGUAAUAGCAACUAUAAGGUCCAGUCAAGCAGCACCGGCGCCAACAUCAUUUUCAUCAGUUUUUUCAAACGCAAAUACAAAUUCUAAUGUGACAAGUGCUGGUGGAUUGACAAGUGGAACAAUGCCACAAACACUCGAUCAACUUUUAGAAAGGCAAUGGGAACAAGGCAGUCAAUUUUUAAUGGAACAAGCUCAACAUUUUGAUAUUGCUUCACUACUGUCAUGUCUCCAUCAAUUGAGGGCAGAAAAUUUAAGACUAGAAGAACAUGUAAAUAGUCUUCUUCAAAGAAGGGAUCACUUACUGGCUGUAAAUGCAAGACUCGCCAUCCCUUUGACGAAUCAAUCAAACACACAUUCAGUUAACAACAUACACCCUUCAGUGAAUCCAUCACAUUCCAAUCUUUCACAUUCGGAAGUUCCUUCUGCACCUGUAACUUCGAUGUCUAGAGGAAGUCGUGAGUCACGAAUGAGCAAUGCUUAUUUACCACAUUCAAAUUCCAGUAGUCAUGCAUCCACUUUAGAAAAUGGUUUACCUCCUGACCCAUCUCCGCCUACUGGAACAUCCAUGUCACACAAUCAAUACCAACACAGAGGAUCGCUGGUUGCUCCUCAACCAAGCCCGGCAAUAAGGCAUAUUCCUGCCGCAAGUGGAUAUCAUCAGGGACAAUCUAGUAACAUUAUUUUACCGUCAAAUGUUAACAGUUCAGGAGUUGUACGAAAUUCUUCCGUUACUCCCGAUCCACUUAGAGGAGUUCAGAGAUAAGAACCUGUGUUAAAUUUCUUCUUGUGGUUAACUAUUUUAAAUGAAAACUAUUUUCCCUUAAAAUCAAUAGUUUUUUUUUUGGGAGAAUUUAUUUUUAUUUACACUGAGCACCAAGUAUGAAAACAAAUCGUUUUCCGUAGGAGACUGAAAAUGUUAUUUUCAUAAGUGGUUUAUAUGCGAUACUUUGUGUAUAACAUCUCUAAAGAAAAAGAAUGGAUAUUUAUUUAUUAUUUUUGAGAGAGAAACAUUUUUUUUUAAAUUUAUAAUUAUUUAAAAAUAUAUUUUGAACAUGAUUCUAGUUUAUUCAUAUACGAUGAAAAUACAGGAAAAUAGUUUUAAAAAAAGUGCCAAAAGAAUGCAAAAAGGGUGUUUUGUAAUAUUAAUGAGGAAUUGUAAAAUCAGAAAAAAGUUAAUUUAAGUGCAUAUUUAAAACUUUUAUAGAACUAUGAAAUUUUUUUGGCAUCUUAAAUAUUCUUAAUUUUUUUUUCUGUCGAAAAACAACCUAUGUAGUUCAUAAAGCAGACAAGCUUUUUUUACAUGGUAUCUCAGUGCCUUAAUUGGUUAUUGUUUAUUUGAUUUUUCCUACUUUUACUUUAGAGAUGGGUAUUGCAAAUAAUAUUGUAUAAUGCACGUGCGAAAAAGUUAAUUUUACUCAUGUGAUUUAUAAACUGCAAACAUUACAUACUCGUGUAAUAGUUAAUUUUACGCACGUGUGUUAUAAAUAACUAUGAUGCAUACUUUUACACUUUAAUGGUACGAAAAAAUUAAUUUUGACACAUCUUUUAUGUAUGCAAGAUAAAUGGCAUUUUUCCUGCAGAUGUUAAAGCAAAAAUUAGUUAUGCUGUUCUUUGUUUUUAUUUUAGAAUGGAAGACAUUUUUGAUAAUGUAAUAUGCCAUUGAUGUUUGUACCAAGAAGCGAUGUCAAGUUUAGUCAGUACACUAAUGAAUAAUAGAUAUGGGACGUUUUACUGAGACAUGUUUUGAACAUACAGUAAGCAUCAGUUUAAACCAAGCAAUAUGUUCCUUAUGUUCAUUUACAUAAGGAUUAAAGUUUUUUAUUUGAAAUAAUCCUUACUGUAUUUCAAAACCUUAUGCUAAGUAAACAAAGUGUACAAAACUGUAAUUCGUAAGGAAUUUGUAUGAUUAGCUGUUCAAUCAGCAGCUAAAUUCACCUGAAAAUAAACUAUAGCUACUUGAAAUAUACAUACUAAGAACAAUA
Molecule: messenger RNA, 4619 nt
Organism: Leptopilina boulardi
Lineage: Eukaryota; Metazoa; Arthropoda; Insecta; Hymenoptera; Figitidae
Gene: Alh
Product: zinc finger protein zfp-1-like
Exons: 12
Coding region: 440-3400 (986 amino acids)
Biological process (GO): regulation of transcription by RNA polymerase II
Cellular component (GO): nucleus
Molecular function (GO): nucleosome binding; histone binding
Source: RefSeq, a predicted model, not a curated record